CUGCUCCCUUCCACCCUCAGGUCUCCUUAGUCUCCUGCUCAGUCUCUCAGCAGGGGUGCACCUCCUUCCUCGUUGUGUCCUCCACUUUAGGACCAAACAUUGAUGCUCAGACCCUGGCUUCAGAACUUUCCAAGUCCGGUGCUCACAGUGCAAUGAGGGCUCUGGGGCCCUACUCCUAGGGCCUGGGGUAGAGAAUCUGAUUGACUCCUGGGUCCAGUGACUUCCCUGUGCAGUCACCAGAAGCAGCAGGAGCUGGGACUCUGAAGAGUGUGGUCAAGUUCUCCAAGGAGGGGGCAGGGUAUGGAGAAAUGGGGGCAUCUUCGGGACAGCAGGUGCAGGGAAGGAAGGAAGAUGCCUAUGAAUACUGACAGGCUGCAGGGCCCAGGCAAAGCUCCAGGUCGAGCCUUUACUUCUGCCCUUGUCCUUUCCUGCAUCCCAGCCAUGAACUGACUUCAGCCUUUCCGGAAUCCUCUUUGUUUCUCUCACUUGUUCACAAAGGUGGCCAAGAGGUACCAGGAAGAUCUGAGUUUUCUCAUCCAAGUCUGCCACCGACCAGCUUGGUGAAUUUGGGGAAGUAAUGAAAGAUUUCUGAGUAUCCUCACUGGCAAAAUAGAGGUUAUAGGACUAGCCAUGUGCAGCUGUGGCGGGCGUUACAGACAGACCAGAGCUGAGAGCCUUCGGAGUGCCUGGCUCCUGUGUGUUGGGGACCCAAGAGGCAUAUCUUUUCAUUUUACAUCACGAAAAUCAGAAAUUAGACUGGCAUGUCAAUGUGUGAUUGGCAGUGUUUCUUUUUUAUAUAUAUAUUGGCACAUAAAUAGGUGCCUCUUGUAAUAAUCAUAUCCCAGAUUUGGUGAACUAUGGUGAAUUUGAUCCAUUACAAGUUGUGCUGAUCUGGGCCAAACUGCAAUAUCUCUGCGUAAAAAUGUCCCACCUGCAAGAUGGGAACAAGGUCCCUCCUUCAGCCAGCCUCUAUGAGGCUAAAACAAGACCACAUCUGUGCACAGUUUUGAAAGUGCUCGUCCUUCCCCUCUUUUCCUCCUGGAUGGCACCAUUGGUGGGCAAGGUGGGCUUUGGGCAAACCAAGCUGUCCUGAGCUGGAAAUUUGUUUGUUUGUCCAUGGAGAGCGAGGCCUCAGCACUGAGGGCCAAGCAAGCAAAUAUUUGCGGUUAUGGAUUAACUCGAGUUCCAGGCUGUCAUGGCGGCAGGAGGGCGACCUUGCAGUUUCUCCACAGCCCACCCCAGUAAGUCCCCUUCCGGGCAGACAGGUGUCAGCAACUCCAGAAUGUGGCAGCUGGCGAGCCUCUUCCUGUUCCUGACCAUCUGGGGAAUUUCCAGCACACCAGUUAAUCCCGACUCAGUGUUCUCCAGCAGUGAGCAGGCCCACCAGGUGCUACGGAUCCACAAACGUGCCAACUCCUUCCUGGAGGAGCUCCGGCCCAGCAACCUGGAGCGGGAGUGCAUGGAGGAGAUCUGUGACUUUGAGGAGGCCAACGAGAUUUUCAAAAAUGUGGAUGACACACUGGCCUUCUGGUCCAAGUACCUUGACGACGACCAGUGCACCGUCCAGCUGCCGGAGCACCCGUGCGACAGCCCAUGCUGCGGCCAUGGCACGUGCAUCGACGGCAUAGGUGGCUUCCGCUGCGACUGUGGCCUGGGCUGGGAAGGCCGCUUCUGCAUGCAAGAGGUGCGCUCCUCCAACUGCUCAGUGGACAAUGGCGGCUGCGCGCACUAUUGCCUGGAGGAAGAGGGCCGGCGCCGCUGCAGCUGCGCUCCCGGCUACCGGCUGGCGGACGACCACCUGCACUGCGAGCCCAAAGUGAAAUUCCCCUGUGGGAGACCAUGGAACCCAAUGGAGAAGAAGGGCAAGACCUUGAAAUGUUGCACAGACCAAGCAGACCAAGUGGACCCGCGGCUCAUCAACGGGAAGUUGACCUUACAGGGGGAGAGUCCCUGGCAGGGAGACGCUUGGAACAGCGCCAACUUUCUGAAAUGUGCGGAAAUAGAAAAUGCCAGCAAAGGGCCAGAAGUCCAUGCCCUCCUGGCUGGGGAACCCAGGAAAGACCUCCUUCUACUGCCAGUGCCUCAGGUGAUCCUGCUGGACUCGAAGAAGAAGCUGGCCUGUGGGGCGGUGCUCAUCCACACUUCCUGGGUGCUGACAGCGGCCCACUGCAUGGAGGACUCAAAGAAGCUCACCGUUAGGCUUGGGGAGUAUGACCUUCGGCGCAGGGAGAAGUGGGAGGUGGACCUGGACAUCAGCGAGGUCCUCAUGCACCCCAACUACAGCAGGAGCACCACCGACAAUGACAUCGCACUGCUCCGCCUGGCCCGGCCCGCCACCUUCUCAAAGACCAUUGUGCCCAUCUGCCUCCCGGACAGCGGCCUCUCAGAGCGUGAGCUCACCAAGGUCGGCCAGGAGACGGUGGUGACAGGCUGGGGCUACCGCAGUGAGAGCAAGAGAAACCGCACCUUCGUUCUCAACUUCAUCAAGAUCCCCGUGGCGCCUCGCAGCAAGUGCAUUGAAGCCAUGCACAACGUGGUCUCUGAGAACAUGCUGUGUGCGGGCAUCCUCGGGGACCCACGGGAUGCCUGUGAGGGGGACAGCGGGGGACCUAUGGUUGCCUCCUUCCACGGCACCUGGUUCCUGGUGGGCUUGGUGAGCUGGGGUGAGGGCUGCGGGCGCCUCCACAACUAUGGCAUUUAUACCAAAGUCAGCCGCUACCUCGACUGGAUCCACAGUCACAUCAGAGCCGAGGAGGCCUCCCUGGAGAGUCAGUGGCAUUAGCAACCCCUCCACUGUGUCUGGACCCCAGAGGCCACACUUGGAAUGGGUGCUGGGCUGUUGAAUGGCAAUGUAUGGGACAUUAAAGGGAAUGCACAGCA
Messenger RNA from Rhinolophus ferrumequinum (greater horseshoe bat), 2880 nucleotides. It is a transcript of the gene PROC, whose product is annotated as protein C, inactivator of coagulation factors Va and VIIIa. Gene Ontology annotation, cellular component: extracellular region. The coding region runs from base 1196 to 2782 and encodes 528 amino acids. The record is from RefSeq and is a predicted model, not a curated record. Gene Ontology annotation, biological process: proteolysis; blood coagulation. The transcript is spliced from 10 exons. Gene Ontology annotation, molecular function: calcium ion binding; serine-type endopeptidase activity. NCBI's taxonomy places the organism in Eukaryota, Metazoa, Chordata, Mammalia, Chiroptera, Rhinolophidae.